AUGCCUGCCAACGUGUCUGUUCACUCUACUCCUGCCAACCAUACGGGAUCUCCUACCGGCACCCCGACCCCUACCCCCUCUAAUCACUCGCCAACUGGACCUCAACCUGGCGUGGGCGCACCGAACUCGCCCCAGCCCAAAGCAGCUUUAACCCGACGCGAGGUCGAGGAGAAACCAUGGAAGUAUAUCGGCUACAAAAUCUUCUCACAAUGGCUUGCCUCGGACGCGGAUUUCUUCGUGGUCCGUAGAUUUGAAAACCUCAGUGCGAGGGUGAUCCUGUCACUGCAAUGGGAAAUCUCCGUGCUAGAGCGACAACUAGAGGAGCUGGACGAUGUCUUUUCCGCCCGAGACGCCCCGGACGUCAACAACGGAUCGUUGCACUGGCUCGACGACGACCGGAGAGCACUGCUGGCAGACAUCCAGGUCAAGCUGCAGGAGUACAACAAAUUCGUCCUCCGGCACUCGGCGCUGAGAGAGCGACCCCCCGCGUCGAAGCACGACGUUACGAACGUCAAGAACUGGCGCGCCACGUACCCGCACGCCAUUGACCCAGAGGAAGCAUCUUUCAUAGACCGGGAAGACGACCUCAUCAACGUCGUGCCCGUGCCGAAGACGCCCCUCCGGACGGCAGUCGAGCGUUUCAUCGGGCUCGGUUGGAAUCGCUUGUUCCUACGGAGUCCGCAACGUUUUGAUGACCUUGAAGGCGGGGAGAAACGGCCAUACUUCGAAUACGACCCCUCCAGCACGAGAUAUUACUCCGACAGCCUGGUAGACGGUUUCUUCACCGCCAUAGUCUGCAUCAUCGGCCUGAUCAUGCUGGUCACUCCGCUGUGGAUCCUCAUGUUCGUGGACCAGCCGAUCCAGCAGUUGGGCGUCAUCACGGGUUUCAUAGUCCUGUUCCUCGGCCUCAUCCAAUCCGUCACGGUGGCAAGGCCGUUUGAGAGUCUUGCGGCGACGGCAGCGUAA
This is a messenger RNA of Cladophialophora yegresii CBS 114405, 966 nucleotides long. RefSeq lists its product as uncharacterized. The transcript has a single exon. Bases 1 to 966 code for a protein of 321 amino acids. The record is from RefSeq and is a predicted model, not a curated record. Lineage: Eukaryota; Fungi; Ascomycota; Eurotiomycetes; Chaetothyriales; Herpotrichiellaceae.